CCCCCCCCCCCCCCCCCCCCCGAGGACGACCUCAACCAUGGCUGAUGCUGACCCCCCCGCACCCCACGGAGGCUCUGAGGAGCCGGGAGAGGAGCAGCCCACAGAGGGGGGGCCCUCCGGCAGCAGAGAGGGACAGACGCAGCCUCCGGGAGGAGGGGGUGAGUCUGCGGCUCCUGGGGAGGUUUAUGCUCCUGCAGGUCUUUCAAAGGUGCCCCCCCUCCUUGUUUCUGUCCCCCAAACAGCAGAGGAGGAGGAGGCAGACAGGGAGGAGGAGGAGGAGGACGAAGACACGGACAGCAUGGAGGGCAGCGGCCUCUACUCCCUCACCGACGACGCCGAGAGGGAGAGCGAGGGAGGGGGCCGGCAGAGGGUCAAGGAGAGGAGGGCGUCCAGGAAGAGGAACCGACUUGGCGGCGGCGGCAGCAACCACUCCUCCAGCUCAGACGAUGACGAGGAUGAAGAAGAGCAGAAAGACGAGGACGACGACGAGGCCAUGGAGGCGUGGCUGAAGGCGGAGCUGCGGGAGCUGCGGGGGCCAGUGUGGCAGGCGGUGCCAUCGCUGCGCUCCCGCGAGAUCGGCAGGGACUCGCAGCAGUUCGUGCGGCGCGUGUGCGGCGCCCGCGGCCUGGUGCAGCGGCUGGAGCUGCAGGGCCGCCUGGAGCGCCACACCGGCUGCGUCAACACGCUACACUUCAACCCCUCCGGCACGCGCCUGGCGUCCGGCAGCGACGACCUGCGGGUGGUCAUCUGGGACUGGGCCGUCCGCCGGGCGGUGCUGGAGUUCGACAGCGGACACAAGAGCAACGUCUUCCAGGCCAAGUUCCUGCCCCACAGCGGCGACUCCACGCUGGCCAUGUGCGCCCGCGACGGCCAGAUCCGGGUGGCUGAGCUGUCCGCCACUCAGUGCUGCAAGAACACCAAGAGGGUGGCACAGCACAAAGGAGCAGCGCACAAGCUGGCCCUGGAGCCGGACUCGCCAUGCUCCUUCCUGUCUGCCGGGGAGGACGCCGUGGUGUUCGGGAUCGACCUCCGCCUCGACCGUCCCGCCAAUAAACUGGUGGUUGUGAAGGAAGGAGAGAAGAAAGUGGGGCUCUACACCAUUUUUGUCAACCCGGCAAAGACGCACCACUUUGCUGUUGGGGGGCGGGAUCAGUAUGUGAGGAUCUAUGACCAGAGGAAGAUCAAUGAAAACGAGAACAACGGCGUUCUGAAGAAGUUCUGCCCGUCUCACCUGGUGUCCAGCGAGUCCAAAACCAACAUAACGUGUCUGGUUUACAGUCAUGAUGGGACAGAACUCCUGGCCAGUUACAACGACGAAGACAUCUACCUGUUUGACUCCAACCACAGCGACGGGGCGGACUACCUGCGCAGAUACAAAGGACACCGCAACAACGCCACAGUGAAGGGCGUAAACUUCUACGGGCCGUGCAGCGAGUUCGUGGUCAGCGGCAGCGACUGCGGACACAUCUACCUGUGGGACAAGUUCUCCGCUCGCAUCGUCCAGUUCAUGGAGGGAGACCGAGGAGGAGUGGUGAACUGUUUGGAGCCUCACCCACAUUUACCUGGGAUGGCCACCAGCGGGUUGGACCACGACAUCAAACUGUGGGCCCCCACUGCCGAGAACGCCACACUGCUCAAGGGCCUCAAAGAAGUCAUGAAGAAGAACAAGCGGGAGCGGGACGAGGACAGCGUUCGCCACGGUGACCAGUACGACACCCAGCUGCUGUGGUUCCUGAUGAGGCACAUGAGGAACAGAAGACCCCCCAGGACUCGGCGGGAGGGAGCGGACGCAGACACGGACGAAUCCUGGAGCUCCUCCAAUUCUUCUGAUGAGGAGGAAGGCGGUCCGGACCACGUCCAGUGCAUGUCGUCCUGAGCCGCACGCCGCGUCCUGCCAGCACGCCGAAACGGAAAAAAGCUCUUUAUCCAUGCACAACGGCGAGCACUAUUGACACGCCCAGCCUGAUGAGCCAGCACAUACACACAGAUGCACACACAGAUAAACACAUAGAUACGCACACAUAGAUACGCACACAUAGAUACGCACACAUAGAUACGCACACAUAGAUACGCACACAG
Molecule: messenger RNA, 2079 nt
Organism: Oryzias latipes (Japanese medaka)
Lineage: Eukaryota; Metazoa; Chordata; Actinopteri; Beloniformes; Adrianichthyidae
Source: RefSeq, a predicted model, not a curated record